Molecule: messenger RNA, 4697 nt
Organism: Melopsittacus undulatus (budgerigar)
Lineage: Eukaryota; Metazoa; Chordata; Aves; Psittaciformes; Psittaculidae
Gene: GTPBP1
Product: GTP binding protein 1
Exons: 14
Coding region: 732-2537 (601 amino acids)
Biological process (GO): translational elongation
Molecular function (GO): GTP binding; translation elongation factor activity; GTPase activity
Source: RefSeq, a predicted model, not a curated record
CGCCCCGGAGCCCGGCUCCCCGGGCGGGGGGCCUCUCGUAGCAGCGGCUGCCUGUCCCCUCCGCGCCGCCUUCGAUGCCGAGGAUGGCGAGGCACUUAACGGCGAGCCUGAGAUCGACCUCACCAGUAAGAGGGCACAGGAGGACGCCAAGGGCUGUGUCACUGAUUCUUGACAGCCAGGAACCUGACCAAAACUCUUGACGAAGAGAGAGGAAUGUGUUUCUCCCACAGUCUCCAUUUGUGUUGUCAGCCUGUCUCCCAUUCCUAGAAAUCUGCAGGCACUAUGGAAGCUAUAGGAAAUCUGAGGUUUCUAGACCCCACAUGGCUCCUACUGUUAACUGCUCAAUGCCUGGCAAAGUGGAAGGAACAAAAAUGGAAAUAUUUGACUUUGUGAAAACCUCUGAAAAACACAGCUAUGUAGUGCAAACGUGGAGGGGAUUGCUCAAAGCUAAAAAGCAGAGAGGCCAAGAUGGAGGGCCUCUCUUUGACCAAAGAGAUGGCAAAGAACAGGCUCCCUGUGUCCAGGAAGCUAGCUGAAGAGAUCUUCAAAACAAUAAAGUCUUGCAGUGACCUAGGAAACGGCAGAACUGGCUGUGGGUGCAGAAGCCAUUAGAAACACUGAACAGCACUUGAAGGUGUGAUCCAUGAAAGCUGCUAUUUUUUCCACACAUCCUUCUCUUGACAUCCCACUACACUGCAUCAUCUGUAAGCUUCAUCGGUCCUAGGCUGGUGAUGGUGAGUCCAACUUCAGAGCAAUAUGACAGUUUGCUCCGACAGAUGUCAGAGAGAAUUGAUGAGGGAUGUGGGGAGACCAUCUAUGUCAUCGGUCAAGGAUCAGAUGGGACUGAAUAUGGUCUGAGCGAGGCAGACAUGGAAGCAUCCUAUGCCACAUUGAAGAGCAUGGCAGAGCAGAUCGAGGCAGACGUGAUCCUCCUGCGGGAGCACCAGGAAGCAGGGGGAAAGGUGCGCGACUACCUGGUUCGGAAACGUGUGGGUGACAACGACUUCCUGGAGGUCAGGGUAGCAGUGGUUGGCAAUGUGGAUGCAGGAAAAAGCACAUUGCUAGGUGUCUUGACGCACGGUGAACUAGACAAUGGCCGAGGCUUUGCUCGGCAAAAACUGUUCCGCCAUAAGCAUGAGAUUGAAUCAGGACGCACCAGCAGUGUGGGCAACGACAUUCUGGGCUUCGACAGUGAGGGCAACGUGGUGAACAAGCCUGACAGCCAUGGUGGCAGCUUGGAAUGGACAAAGAUCUGUGAGAAAUCCACCAAGGUCAUUACUUUCAUUGACCUGGCUGGUCACGAAAAGUACCUGAAAACCACCGUGUUUGGCAUGACUGGCCAUUUACCUGACUUCUGCAUGCUUAUGGUUGGCAGUAAUGCUGGAAUUGUUGGAAUGACCAAGGAGCACUUGGGCCUGGCACUUGCACUUAAUGUUCCCGUCUUUGUUGUAGUGACCAAGAUUGACAUGUGCCCUGCCAACAUUCUGCAAGAAACCCUGAAGCUGUUACAGCGACUGCUGAAGUCCCCAGGGUGCAGGAAGAUUCCCGUGCUGGUUCAGAGCAAGGAUGAUGUCAUUGUAACAGCCUCCAACUUCAGCUCAGAGAGGAUGUGCCCCAUUUUCCAGAUUUCCAAUGUCACCGGGGAGAACCUAGAUUUACUGAAGAUGUUUCUGAAUCUUUUGUCUCCACGGACUAGUUACAGGGAAGAAGAGCCAGCAGAAUUCCAGAUAGAUGAUACUUACUCUGUCCCGGGUGUAGGAACAGUGGUGUCUGGGACAACACUGAGAGGCCUCAUCAAGCUAAAUGACACCCUGCUGCUGGGGCCAGAUCCCCUUGGCAACUUCCUACCUAUUGCUGUCAAGUCCAUCCACCGCAAGAGAAUGCCCGUCAAAGAAGUGCGGGGAGGCCAGACUGCCUCCUUUGCUUUGAAAAAGAUCAAGCGUUCUUCCAUCCGGAAAGGCAUGGUAAUGGUGUCACCCCGCCUGAAUCCACAAGCAUCAUGGGAGUUUGAAGCAGAGAUUCUGGUGCUCCAUCAUCCCACCACCAUCAGCCCACGGUAUCAAGCCAUGGUACAUUGUGGCAGCAUCCGUCAGACAGCCACGAUUCUCAGCAUGGACAAGGACUGCCUGAGGACAGGGGACAAAGCCACGGUGCACUUCCGCUUCAUCAAAACCCCGGAAUACCUACACAUAGACCAGCGGCUGGUCUUCCGUGAAGGCCGCACCAAAGCUGUGGGUACCAUCACUAAGUUACUCCAAACCACCAAUAACUCCCCAAUGAACUCCAAGCCACAGCAGAUCAAGAUGCAGUCAACCAAGAAAGGAGCCGUUACAAAACGAGAGGAUGGUGUUCCCCCAGCUGGGACAGCGUCUGGGGGCCCACCAGCUGGGGAUGAGGCCCCCACAACAGCCGCAGCACCACUGACACCUACCCUUCAGCCAUUGUCAAAAGUCGGAGGAGGAGGACGGCGACGUGGAGGUCAGCGCCAUAAAGUGAAGUCUCAGGGAGCCUGUGUGACUCCUGCCAGUGGCUGCUGAAAUUUCUUACUCCUCCCUCUGAGGAAUUCCUCCCCUUCCCUUCAUCUCUUAUCCAAAAGAUCGAGAGCAGCUUAAACCAAAACCCAUCCAGCUGAUUGGCUGCAGAAGAAUCGUCCCUCCUCUUUGAAGGAAGCAAUGGAGAGGAGAAUAAUUUAUAAGCUAAUGAAGGUGAUGAGACACACAGAACUGAGUAACUGACACCUUCCUCCUCCCCCUAUUGACACAUUUUUGUACAUCAUGGGCUUAGUUUUUAUUCUUAGUUUUUAUUAUAUUUUGUGUGCAUGAAGAUGAGAGGAGAGUCUGGAUAGAACUGCGAAGAGCCAGUUAGCUGCCUCUCUCCUCCCUCACCCCAUUCUGUCCACAGGACUUGCUGCUCUCCUCCUCUUUGCUGUCUCAGAUCCAGGGGUUAUCAGAGGCUGGAAAUUUCAGACUUGCGAAGGUUAGAACUUGUUGCUUAGGAUGGCUCCACAGGGCAUUGUUUCCUCACCAUUGAGGCCCCGUGCCAAAUUUCUGCAUUCUGUUUCUAAGUGAGUUUAAUAUAAUGUAGUAACUGAAGUUUGAAGGAGAUAGUAAGAAUCUGACAGGGAAACAAAUUGGAAAGCAGUUCUUGAUGUCGAGGAAUCCUGUACUGAAAAACCUUCUCAAAUACAUUAAUAGCACUUAAGAUUUUAUUUAGAGACAGAAUUAGAUGGGCAGGCAUUUGCCCAUCCUGUUCCCCUUCCCAUCAUGCUGCUUUUUCUCAUUGUUUGCUCAGUGCACAUUGGAUUAAAUCAAAGCUGCCUCUCAAGGCUGCAGCAGCUGAUAGUAUUAAGAAUAUAUUGUAGGAACAUGUGCUCUGUCUCUAGAGCCAGAGAAAGCCACCUCACCUCGAUGGACAGAGAUCACAGGUGGUUACACACCUUUAGAACAGAGACACCAGGCAAACGUGACCUCCCCUUGAUUUUGUUUACUCCAAUAUUUCCUAAAUCUUGUCUGGAACUCACUGGCUAAACUUUGCCAUGACAGCGGUAGGAUUUGUCUUCUCCCCUCUUGGCUGAAGAGGGCAAUGGUGGAUUGGUACCAAACUUACUGAAGUGCUUUCAGGUUUGGAGGUACAUGGUAAUUUUUCUUUUUUCUUUUUUUUUUUUUACAAAACAAAAAGAAAAGAUUGUAUGUUCGUUUUUUUUAAAUGACAAAUUCUGGCUUUUCUAGGAAGGCCCUGCAAGGACGGUCUUUGAAUUGACUUCAUUGUUACGAUGUUCGUUAACCCUGGGUUGUGCACGUGAUCCAUUCCCUGUUUAUUUAGAUCUCUCUUCUAACCCUGCCUCUUCACUUGGCUCCUGCAAGGACAGUUCUCCUCUGCCAGCUUGUGGUGAGCUGUGGAAGUGUGGGAGCAUUUUGAGGGAGGAGGUGGCAUCCUCAGCAAACCCUUGCUCUCCCCAGCCAGUGCGAUCAGCCUCGGUUUGUUUGAGGGCUUCCUCCUCCAGUGAAGGAUUCUGUUCUAAUUAGAGGGUGACUGCAAGGUGUCUGUUCCUCCUUAGUGGAUUGUUCCUGUUUCUCAUUCUGUGGCACCUGCGUGGAGUUCAUUCCAGUUCACCUUGUGAUUUGAGGUAGGCUUUCAAGCUGACUGCGCAACAGGAAGGGAGAUCACAUCUCCCAAUGCCAGCACCAGCACUCCAAGAGCAUUAAGUGGCAUGGGAGAGGUGAAGAUCGUGGUUUGGAGAUGAGGGUACUUUGCCUUAGGGACUGCAGUGGCUUGAGCGUGCUGGAAGGGGAGGUCAGUCAGUCCUUUCUGAGCUAUGUGCCUAAAUACCAGCACUCUCCUGGCGAGGGAGGAACUAUAGGCAGCUACAACACUAACAGCACCCGCAUUGAGAGGGGGUGUGAAGUGUUGCCAAGCAAAGCACGAGGGCCUGGUUGGGUUGUGUUCUGGCCCUGUAGCAGCAUCGAACUGCAUCUGAUUUCACUGCCCUCUGCGUCUGAGUGGAGCAGGGAUCGCAAGGCGGUUUUCUCUUUCUCCAUUCCUUGUGCUCCAAAUGAAAGAGACUGCCAAGACAGGAAGAGGAUUUACUUCAGUUUGUGCAAAGGAGGUGGUGUGAUCUCUCUUUUGUGACCAGCAUUUAAAGAUCACUCAGGCUGGUGUGAUCUAUAAAAUAAAUUUUAAAGAAGUUUGUUCCAAGU